This is a messenger RNA of Paramisgurnus dabryanus, 6786 nucleotides long. The record is from RefSeq and is a predicted model, not a curated record. Lineage: Eukaryota; Metazoa; Chordata; Actinopteri; Cypriniformes; Cobitidae.
UUGCUUUAGAGUCAUGGCUGACAUGUUAACUGGUGUUGUUUUUUGCUUUGUUUUGUGUCUAUAUUACAACAUGUUACUUUGUAACAUUGUGCUCCAAGGCAUGUGUUAUUCAAGUAAAAUGACACAUGAAAACUAUGACCUACACUUUAAAUCUUCCUUUUGGAGACCUGCACAUUAUACAUCAAUUUAGCAACAAUUUUUGGCCACACUUUUUCUUACCUCUCAACAUAUCUGGGAUCUUUGGGAAACAACAUCUUCCUAAUGCUUGGGCAUUUAUUUUGAUACAAAAUGGCACGCAGUGCUUUAUUCUGUAUCGUUGCUGGUGAUCCUAUCUUUUGGAGAUAGGAGCAUGGCCUGAAAAACGACUGAAAAUCACACACAUAUGUGGUGGUGGGCCAUCUUUUUUGAGGAGGAUUUCAUUGGAAAGGGCAGAGUACAUAAGCUGGACUGAGAGCAUGGAGAUGCAGAAAGCUGCCAGCGAAGAGGAGAUUUCUAGACUCCGGCGUCAGGUACUGGAGCUUGAAGCCUCGCUGUCCAACAGGCAACAGCAGCUGGAGAUGAUGGGAGCAGAUCUUGAGAUGCAGAAGAAGUCAGUUGAGGACUUGACCUUACAGAAGUCAAAGGCCGAGUAUGAGGCACAGAAAUACCGUGUUGAACUAGAAGGUGCAAUCAAGAGCAAGGGCUCCUUUGACCAAGAGCUGAAUCGUGCCCGGCAACAGGUUCAGCAAUCAGAGGCCAAACAGGCCUCCUUGGAAGAGAGCCUCCGCAACCUUAAGAAAAGCAUAGAGGACAGUACGCUGGCCCGCAAGAAGCUUGAAGAUCAUUUGCGUCGGAAAGAUAGCGAUGUACAGGGCCUCGAGGAGCACAGUCGUACGUUACAACGGGAACUAAGGGCCAAGGAAGAUGUGGAGGCAGGGCUUCUUAGCCAAGUGAGAAUCAUGGAGAUGGAUCUGGCUCACAAGUCAGAUGUCAGAAUGAAGCAAGGCGAAGCCCUGUUGGGUUUUGCCAAGGAAGGUGCACAGCUGUCAACUUUUGCGAGCAGUUCUCAGAUACUCCGUUCUGAAUCUGAGGCUGAGGCCCUGCAUCACAAAAUGGAGGAGCUUGCGAUGGGCAAGAAGCGUGCUGAAACCGAGAUCAAGACUUUAAAGUCUGAGUUGAACUCUGUGGUUGUUCAUAAGACUUUGGCUGAGGAAAAAGCACAACGUUUCAAGGAACUCUUAGAAGAAGCAAACAACAGAUUGUUAAAGCUUCAAGUGGAAAUGGAAGCAGACAGGUCUAACAUGAGACAGAAAUCAGAGGAGUUAAGACAAGAGUCUUCCGAAGUAAAGAAGUCUGUCUAUAUGUAUCAGGAACAAAUCAAGUCUCUUCAAAGAGACAAAUCUGCCUUAGAUCAGAGAGUGCUUUUUCACAAAACCGAGGUUGAUGGCCUGAAAGAACAACUCAAGAUCAACCAAGCAAAACUUCUGCAAUGGAACUCCUAUGAACAGGAGAGCUCACACAAGUUAAGGUGCUUGGAAGAUGAGUUGUCUUCCAAACAGACUGAAGUAGAGCAGAUCACUUUUAAAAUGAAUGAACUUAAUCGAAAGAAUCAGUUGUUGGAAAGUGAUACCCGACAUCUUAGGGUAAGUAUUGAGUCCCUCCAGCAAGACAAAACACAUGCUGAUCAAAAGUUUAAAACCUUGAAAGGUGAGUCCGAAGUUUUAAAGGAGCAGCUACAAAGAGCCAAGGAUGAAAUCAAUCUGAAGACGAGAACUGAGAAGGAAGCUCAAGUCAAGAUCAAGAACCUCGAAUUAGAGCUACAGAAAAAUUCUGUACAAGCAACACAGCUAACUAAGAAAGUUGAAGAACUGAAAAAGAUUAAUAUGGAGACUGAGCGCUCCGUAAAAAAUGUUAAAGCAGAUCUUGAUAGAGCAAACUUAGAAGUUGUUAGUAAGGAACAGCAAAUUAAUAUACUAAAAACGCAAACUGAAAGUGCCAAAUCUCAAAUAAAAAUAGUGGAAGAGGAGCUUUUAAACAAAUCCCAGAUAUCCCACGAGCUUCAAAUCAAACUAAAAGAUUACAAUGAAGAAGCCAAAAAGGCAACAGAGCUACAACAAGAGAUCCACUCUCUAACACUGACCAUCAGUAACUAUGAAAAAGAUAUCACAAAUCUAAAAUCAGAGCUGAAUUCGGCAAGCACAGAGAGGAAUCUGGCUAAUCGGAAGGUUCAAGAACAAAAAGCAGAGAUAAAUAACUUGAACAUGUCCUUGAAAAAAGCCAUGGCGGAAUCACAGAGGGAAUCAUCGGAGAGUAAGAAGAACAUGUCAAAAGUUAGAGAGCUUGAAAAUGAGCUUGUAAAAUGUAAACAAACUAUUAGCAGAAUCAGUGGAAGUUCAGAGAAGGCUACUGUUAGCCUGAAACAAGACAUCUCGUCACUUCAGAGAGAUAAGCAAACGGCUGACCAGAAGUUACAGGCUUUAAAAGUGGAGUUUGAUGAUCUUAAUUCCACUCUAAAGAGAACAAAAGAUGAACUACAGCGAAUGACUGAAGAAUGUAUGUCAACUCAGUUCAAACUGAAAGAAUCAGAGGCAGAACUCCAACGAAAGAGCUCUGUUAUACGAGAACUGAGCUCUAACACUGAUAAAUCGGUACUGAAUUUAAAACAAGAACUAGCUGCCUCUCAGAAGGAGAGAAAUUCCGCCGAAGAAAAAAUCUCAAGUUUAAAUCUCCAAAUGUUAGAGUUGAAGCAGAAGUUAAAACAAACACAAGAAGAGCUUAAACAGAAACAAAAAGAAUUGUCAUCCGCCGAGUUAAGGUCACAAAAGCUGGGGGAACAGUUGGACAACUGUAAAAAAAUGCUUGACGAUCUUAAAGGUAAACUUGACUUACAAAAGAAAGGUUACGAAACUCAGCUACAGCUGGUGCAGGCUGAAAUGGACCAAAAGCUUUCACUUCAAGAAUCACGCUUGAAACAAGACUAUGAGAGGAGAUCAAAGGUGCAUUCGCAUACGGCCGAAACAGCAGAGAAAGCAAACAAACACCUUUCUCAAGAAGUCGAGAAGCUGAAAGCCUCAGUUGUUAACAUUACAAAAAGCAAACAAGAUGUCGAACAUCAGCUCAGUAACCUGCAAGUACGGAUAGAUGAAUCUGAGAGGCAAAGGGGAAUUCUUGACCUUGAACUUCUCAAAGCAAAAUCAAGGAUUUCUGAGUUGGAAACGGAAAAGAUCAGGGUAAACUCCAGUAUUUUUCAACUCGACAGUAUUCAAAAAGACAGCUCGAAUGAAAUAGAAAGGCUAAAGAAAAAGCUGAAAGACACUGAGCAGAAAUUGGAUGUCUCAGAAAAAGAGGCAAAGUCUCUAAAGGACCAGAUAGUUGCACACAUCAAAGACAUAAAAUCUUUACAAGAAAAGAAUUUAAAGCAAGAACUGGUAACCUCUCAGAAAGAAAGAAGUUCCACCGAAGAGAAAAUCUCAAGUUUAAAUCACCAAAUAUUAGACUUGAAGCAGAAGUUAAGGCAAACUCAAGAAGAGCUUAAACAGAAGCAAAAAGAAGCAGCAGCCACUGAGUUAAAGUCACAAAAGCUGGGGGAACAAUCAAACAACUAUAAAAAAAUGCUUGACGAUCUUAAAGUUAAACUCGAUUUACAAAAGAAAGGUUACGAGACUCAGCUACAGCUGGUGCAGGCUGAAAUGGAGCAAAAGCUUUCACUACAAGAAUCACGUUUGAAACAAGACUAUGACAGGAGAUCGACGGUGCACUCACAUACGGCCGAAACAGCCGAGAGAGAAAACAAAAACCUUUCUCAAGAAGUUGAGAAGCUGAAAGCCUCAGUUGUUAACAUUACAAAAAGCAGACAAGAUGCCGAACAUCAGCUUGGUGACCUGCAAGCUCGAAUAGACGAAUCUGAGAGGCAGAGGAGAAUUCUUGACCUUGAACUUCUCAAAGCAAAAUCAACGAUUUCCGAGUUGGAAACGGAAAAGAUCAGGGUAAACACCAGUAUUUAUCAACUCGACAGUAUUCAAAAAGACAGCUCGAAUGAAAUAGAAAGGCUACAGAAAAAGCUGAAAGAGACUGAGCAGAAAUUGGAAAUCUCAGAUAAAGAGGCGAGGUCUCUAAAGGACCAGAUUGUUGCAUACAUCAAAGAAAUGAAAUCUUUACAAGAAAAAAAUUUAAAGCUGGAAGUAACAGUCAGCUCAGAGCAGAAACAUCUAAAGGAACUGGAAGCUCUUGGACAAACCAAUCAUCAGUGUGCUAAAGAUAGUGAGCUGCUCAAGCUCAAGACCGAACUGCAGCUUAUUAAGAAAACUGUGGCGACUUACGAAGAAGCAAAGCGGAGCCUAGAGGGGGAGCUAAUGAAGUUGAAAAUGAGCUCUGAGAUAUCUGCAAUGGAGAAGGAUAAAGUGCUGGAGGAGCUGCGACAGGUCAAAAUGCAAGUAAUCAGCGAGAAAGCAAAGACAACAACUGAAAAUUCUAUCUCUUUCCAGAGUUCUAUGGUUUAUGAAAAACAGACGAACCAAGUGAUGGUUACUAACAGUCAAAAUGAAAUCACCGACCACACAGUCAAGAAAAGCUCACUGUAUGAUAAAGGAAGAUCUGGUAAAAGCCAGAGUGUUUCAUUCAGUAUUGCUGAUUCUGAGUCAUCCAUUGGCUCAGACUCUUCUUUCACAAGUAAAAUGAAAGGAUUAAACAUUGAGUCUACGUCCCAUAAAAUUAAAGGUCUAAGAGGACGGAUUAGUAUUAAAAAGUUAGUAAAAACCAGAAUAAUAACUCAGGAAAUUGCACUCAAACUCCAAAUGGGCCUCAUUACUAUAGAGGAGGUGGAAGCGUCUCUUGCUCAGUUUAUUGGCAAACCAUGCUCGAUUGCAGGUGUUUAUGUGGAGUCCAGCAAGAAGAAGAUGUCCUUCAUGGAUGCGGUUAAGGAAGGACUUAUAUCGAAAAGCUAUGCCCUUGAGUUGUUGGAAGCACAGGCUGCCACAGGAUGCAUCAUUGAUCCGAUAACAGGUGAAGGUUACUCUCCUUUAGAUGCCGUUCAGAAAGGCAUCAUUAGCGAGGAUCUCAAGGACAAAAUAAGUGAUGCUUACAAAGCAGUCAGUGGUUAUACCCAUGCUGGAAAGAUUCUUUCAGUGUUUCAAGCUAUGGAAGAGAGAAUCCUAGACCGACAUAGAGGGAAAGCAAUUCUUGAAACUCAAAUCGCUACCGGAGGAUUGAUUCAUCCAUUGAUUGGAAUUAAGGUACCCAUGGAUUGUGCACUAGAACAGGGGCUUAUAAAUCAGGCCACCCUUCAAAGUCUCUACGAUCCAGUCAGUAAUCCAAAAGAUUUCCACUACCCAGACACAGGGCAAAAGGCAUACUAUAGUGAACUACUAAGGAUCUGCGUCUACGAUGUUAAUGGUGGAGUAUAUCUUCUACCUUUCAGUGAUCAGCAUCUCUAUGCUGUUUCUCCAUCAAGCAAACGCAGAGUAUCGGUCAUCAACACUUCUAAUGGUGCCAAAAUGUCCUGCUAUGAAGCCUAUAAAGCUGGAUACAUUGACAAGACAACCUAUCUGUUUCUUGCACAACAAGAAAGCGAGUGGCAGGAGACCACAGUCAUGGACUCAAGCAGUAACCAUGUGCACAUCCUAAAGGACCACAAGAGUGGAUGGCAGCUUUGCAUAGAAAAUGCUCUUAGUCUGAAAAUUCUCAGUGCAGAUGAGCUUAAUAGCUACAGGAGUGGCCAACUCAGUAUCUUUGAGCUUGCCGAUCUUGUGAUUUCCAGAAGAAAUGUCUCGAAAGUUCCAAACAGUCCUGUUGCAGGACUCUGGGAGGUCUCUUUGAAGAAAAGACUCCCCUUUUUUAAAGGCCUCCAGCAAAACAUUGUGGACAGACUCACUGCAUUACGGAUGCUAGAAGCACAGGCCUGCACUGGAGGCAUCUGUGAUCCAGCAUCCGGAGAAAGGGUUUCGAUUAAUGAAGCACAACGCCGAGGUCUCCUGGACGAAGGUUUUGUCAGGCAACUCCAGCAAUGUGAACAAGCCUUCUAUGGCAUCAAUCAUCCUCAGAGCAAAAAGACUUUGACCGUGGCUCAGGCGAUGCAAGAGAACCUCUUCCCCAAAGAUGUCGGACUGAGGUGUCUUGAGUUUCAGCUUGCCACUGGUGGGCUCGUUAACCCAGAGAGUCAGGAGAGAGUUUCACUAGAUGUCGCGAUACAGAAUUGCUUAAUCGAUAAAGCAACAGCUGCGCAUCUUAAAAACGACCCUUCCCAAACCAAAAGUAUCACCUGCCCCAAAACCAAGCGAAAAAUGUCUUUCAGGGAAGCUCUAGAAAAGAGUGUCAUUGACAGCCACACCGGGUUCCUUCUUCUUGAAGCUACAAAGUCUCAUAGCACAGGCAAUACUUCAUCAUUCCAAUACUUCUAUACCUAUCAACAUUUCUGAUAGGGUUCUGCAGAAUGUUGGUGAAUUGUGUUUUACAAAUGACAUGACCAGUAUAUUUGCAUCAUAAUCUAAUUCAACUAUAUGCAGAAGUUUUAUAAAAGUGUAUUUUUAUCCUGACAAAUAUCAAAAUAAUAAUGGUGGAAAUGGGAAUUCUUCAAAUAUGGGAUUUAUUUCUUUUGUAAGAUAUUGUUCAAAAUAUAUUUUGUAUGUCAUCCAUGCUUUUCCUUUUUUUUGGCAUAUUUAUGCCGGUGGCAUAUUUAAUUUAUUGCCAAGCACCAUUCUAUUUAAAAUGGCUGGGAGCUUUAUACUCAGUCCUUGUUGUAUAUUUUAUCCAAACACAAAGUACUGUUAACUACUGUUUACAUUGAUUUCUAAUCCACCACACAAUUUCUUU